CAGAAGUACUCACAGAUGGUAGUGAUUCAAUUCUACUGAGCAAGCGCAAAAUCUAAGUUUGGUAUAGUCACGAGGAACGACUCAGUUAAACGAUAAUUUUCGCUCCGUGAACUUUGCAAUGAACGAUAACAAAGGUUUUAAUUACGCCUUUGGGAUGAGUCGCCAUAGUUUAUGGAUAAUCGGCGUAUGGCCCGAUCCACUUGCAUCAUUAAGUGAUUUCCACCGGCCAAACAUAAGAUUUAUAAUCGCUAUAUGUAUCGUGCUGUUUUACGUGAUCAUGCCGACAAUAAUAAAUACGAUUCGUGCAUGGGGAAACAUAAUUCGUUUGGUUGAAGGUAUCGCCGCCGCCAACUUCUGCGUGUUGGCACUAUGCAAGAUAUUCGGUACUUGGUAUCACCGUAAAACACUUCGAACGCUGAUGGUAUCAAUCAUGACCGAUUGGACUGUGAAGAAUAACGAGGAACGAAAAACAAUGUUACAUAUAACAAGACAUGGCCGAAUUUUAUGUAUUACAUGUUACAUGAUGAUGAUAUGCAUAAUGUCGUUUUACGUAAACUCCCACCUUAUAAAAAUCUUUCGAAAUAUAUCCCAACCUCAAAGAACACUCGUGUAUCCAUUUAAUUAUUUUUACAAUAGUCAAAAAAGUCCAAACUAUGAAAUCACUUGUUUGUUUCAACUUACCGCCGGUGUAUGCUCAAGUUUCAUCAAUUCUACCAUCGACGUUUUCAUCUCGUUGCUUCUACUGCACAUAUGCGCGCAGCUGGUAAAUCUACGAACGGCACUCAACAAUUUAGUUGACAAAUUAGCCGAAGGAUCUAUAUCUUCGUCGAGCUUUAAGAAAGGUUUGGCUGAGAUCACUGUACGUCACGAACAUCUUAUCAGGAACAUAAAAGUAAUCAACAAUUGCUACAGCAUAAUAUUAUUUCUACACAUGUUUGCUACAACUUUUCAGUUGUGUUUUAAAAGCUUUCAAUUUUUUACGAUAGUAAUAAAGCAUUUGGAUGUACCUAUUAUCACCAAAAUUUAUGCUUUGCUUUACUUCAUUUAUGAAUUGAUGCAUUUAUAUAUUUAUUGUUAUUCAGCUGAAAGACUUUCAAAGGAGAGCAUUAAUAUGAUGCAUGGCGCGUAUGAAUGCAAAUGGUAUGAUUUACCGCCGAAAGACGCGAAGAACUUAAUAUUUAUGAUACAUCGAUCAGCGAUUCCGUUUAGUUUAAACGCUGGAAAAUUUGGAACAUUUUCGAUAGAAAUGUUUGGAAACGCGGUGAAAACGUCAAUGGGAUAUUUAUCUCUAUUGCUGACACUAAUGGAGAGAUAAUAUGUUAGAAAAUAAUAAAAAAUAAAAUGAGUACGUGUUACUACCUCACUAUUUAUUUUCUAUAUAUUAUGUUAAGAAAAUUAUAUGUGUGCAACGUUACCUGUAAUAUAAUUUUUGUUGGGCAAGUACAUACUUUGGCAUAAUAAAAUAGAUUAUUUAUUCAUUAUUUUGACCUUUUUUAAUUAAGAAGAUUUGUAGUAAAAAGAUACAAUUAUUAUAAUAUGUGAAUGAUAUGUCGUGAACAUGUACCGAGUAAAUAAUAUACAAAUUUUCAAGGAACACAAGAAUCGAUAGUUGCUACAAUUCAGUAAUAUUUGUAAAUAUAUUACUCAUUAAUCUUCA
Solenopsis invicta (red fire ant) is the source of this 1657-nucleotide messenger RNA. RefSeq names its product odorant receptor 22c-like. Gene Ontology annotation, biological process: sensory perception of smell; detection of chemical stimulus involved in sensory perception of smell. Gene Ontology annotation, cellular component: plasma membrane. The record is from RefSeq and is a predicted model, not a curated record. Lineage: Eukaryota; Metazoa; Arthropoda; Insecta; Hymenoptera; Formicidae. Gene Ontology annotation, molecular function: olfactory receptor activity; odorant binding. The transcript has 7 exons. The coding region runs from base 119 to 1315 and encodes 398 amino acids.